AUGCAGCGGUACGGGUGCCAAGACUUCGUCGAGGAGAUUGCUCAUCUCCAGAAGCUGGCCGAGAUGCUGCCAGACUCACCAGUCACCGAGAGCAUGGCCAACACCUUCAUGGCUAAGAUCCAGGGAUUCCAGUCCUGGUCCUCGGAGAGCAUCUGCCAAAUGCUUGCCAAGGCCGGCGAAGCUUCCAAACUGCCAGAGGCCAUGAAAGCAAAGAUUCUGGACACCAUCCAGAAUUUGUCCAUGAACACCGGCUCCCAGCUCAAGUUGGUGAACACUGGCCAGUCCGUCCAGCGGCUGUGUCCAUACUUGACCAGGCCAGACUGGGUCGCUUUGUCCACCCUCACGAGCCAAACGGACCAGCUGGAGCUCUUAGCCAAAAGACUCCGAGCCAUGGGACUGCAUUCUUUAAAAGAAUGCACCAAGGGCCAAGCGGUCGCCAUUGUCUUGAUGGUGCAAGCUUCGCAAGGCAAGCCAAGCCUUUCGGCAGCUGCCAUCAACUCGGCAGUCCAGGACUUCGGAAUCAUCUUCCAGUCCCUGCCAAGCAGCAAUUGCCCCGGCGCCAGCAGAUAUCCAGACCAUCCAUCAGAGAUGGGCCAGCUUUGGCUCUCCAAGGCCUAUGGUCCAGGCGACCAGCCAGAUCUGCAGGACCCAUGCCUGGCUCCAUUUUUGAAGAAAGUGCCUCUUCGAAGCACCCAUGCUUCAUUGGCCGGCGGCACCAGGUGCAGGUCCAAGCGGCCUCCAGCGACACCUCAGGGCUCCACCUUAAGCUUCGACCAGGAGCUGGAAAUGCUGAAGCUGCGGCAUGGCAUCCAAGCCCAAGCAGCCACACAAGGCACAGCCACUCUGCAGGGAAGCCAAGGGCCCACCGCCGCAGCAACAGCAGUGUUGCCUUGGCUGUCGCCGCGAAGCAUGGUCCAGUCCCACAGCCAGAGUGCUGCCAGCACAACUGCCCCUGGCCAGGUCUUUGGCCAGAGCACAGCAUCUGCCGCUGCUUUGCCACUUCCUCCGGCAAGCCCGCCUCCUGAAGCCACGACCAGAGUCGAAGCAGCUCCCACGGAGACGACUGCCAAGGAAGACAGUGCCAAGCAGGACGCCAAGACAUUGCAGGAGUACGAGCAGGAGCAGUUCCAGAAGCUGCUGGAUGCCAAGGCCGACAAGAAGAAGAAGGCCAAGGAGGACGGCCAGGCCGACCAGAAGCCCAAGAAACAGCAUAUGAAGCGGCCAGCAGCAGCCAUGUCUACCCGACAAAGCUCGGCGAACCAGGGCACCACCUGCAACGGCCAUGAGGCUGGCAAAGGUGCCACCGCCGCCAAAGGCGGCAGCACAAAGAUCCUCUACGGAUGUAUCCGCUGUCGUGGUAAUGUUAAGGGAUGCUCCAGUUGUUGGGACCCAAACUUUCGGGGCACCCGUCUCCACGGCCGCCAAGCUUGGAGGGAGUACAUCGAGGCCCACAAAGCCAACAAGGCCAUGAAGAAGGCUCCCAAGAAGUAG
This is a messenger RNA of Symbiodinium sp. CCMP2592, 1491 nucleotides long. NCBI's taxonomy places the organism in Eukaryota, Dinophyceae, Suessiales, Symbiodiniaceae. The record is from the annotation of a GenBank genome assembly.